Messenger RNA from Vespula pensylvanica (western yellowjacket), 1729 nucleotides. RefSeq names its product GTP-binding protein Di-Ras2. Gene Ontology annotation, cellular component: plasma membrane. Gene Ontology annotation, molecular function: GDP binding; GTP binding; GTPase activity. The coding region runs from base 380 to 970 and encodes 196 amino acids. The transcript has 4 exons. NCBI's taxonomy places the organism in Eukaryota, Metazoa, Arthropoda, Insecta, Hymenoptera, Vespidae. Gene Ontology annotation, biological process: signal transduction. The record is from RefSeq and is a predicted model, not a curated record.
GAGGAUCGAAGGUGGUUAUAAUAGUGCACAAGGACGGUCGAUGAGCUUGCAACUAACAAAGCAGCGGCAUUUCUCCCAGGAUUCCACCUAUCGCAUCGUGCGAAUCAGUGUAGUGUUUUACGUAGUUCCUUAACGUGUUCUGCAAUUGUCGUCAUUGUUGAAGAAGAAAAAAAAAAGGAGUACAAGAGUGAAGGGUGGUUGACAUUAAAGGAGCAACCACCUUGACAACUGCAGCCUUCGUCAACGAGGAACGAUAUUCCUUCGAGGGCGUCGUCCAACCGAACAGGUCGGCCGACGAGGAGGUUUCGAGUCACUCCUAAACGUGGAAAGGGGACCCCGAAAGACGGGGGUUUAUAUCAUCGGGACGGCAGAUGUCAGGAUGCCGGAGCAGAGCAACGACUAUCGUGUCGUCGUGUUUGGGGCGGGUGGCGUUGGCAAAAGUUCUCUUGUCCUGCGCUUCGUGAAAGGAACCUUUCGUGAGUCCUAUAUACCAACCAUCGAGGAUACUUAUAGACAGGUGAUAAGCUGCAACAAAAACAUAUGCACGCUUCAAAUUACGGACACAACCGGCUCCCAUCAGUUUCCCGCGAUGCAACGACUCUCCAUAAGUAAGGGUCACGCCUUCAUCCUGGUAUAUUCGGUAUGCUCACGGCAAAGUUUCGAGGAGCUACGACCGAUCUGGGCUGUGAUAAGGGAGCUGAAGGGUCAAGAAAUCUCACAGAUACCGAUAAUGCUGGUUGGUAAUAAAUGUGACGAGAGUCCUUCCGUACGCGAAGUUUCGAUGAGCGAAGGCGCAGCGGAAGCAGCCAAUUGGGGCUGUGGUUUCUUGGAGACAUCCGCGAAGACUAAUCACAACGUUAACGCGCUCUUCCGGGAUCUUCUUACUCUCGAGAAGAAUCGCUCCGUCUCGUUGCAGCCGGUAGAAAGUCACAAUGCGAUAAGCCUGAAGGAGAAAUGCGAGGUCAUGUAAUCUCGUUAUUCAUUUUUAUUCUUAAUUCUCUAUAAAAUUUUACUCGGUCCCAACGACUCCAUGCCAAACAAACAAUCAUCAUAAUCGACGUUGUCACUAUCAUCAUCAUCAUCGUCAUCGUCAUCAUCAUCGUCAUCAUCGUCAUCAUCGUCAUCAUCAUCAUCAUCAUCAUCAUCAUCCUCUCUUUUCUCUCUCAUUUUACCACGACAAUUUCAUCUUUAACGCGAUAGAGAGUGAAUUAUCUUCGGGGAUAACGAGUCGUCGAUCCAUUUUAGUAUUAACUUUCUUCCACCAGACGAUAUCGGAUUUUGCACAAAACAUUUUUAAUCGACCAAUGCGACGUCUAUCUCUCUUCUAUCCUCUCUUCCUCUCUUUCUCUCUUUCUCGUUCCCAUUAUCAAUACUCUAUCUCUCUUUCUCUCUCUCUCUUUCUCAUUGUCUAUUCGAAGAUUAUUAUCCCUUCAUUUCCAUAUAAUCCAGAAAUCUCAAACCGAAAUCUAAUACGAGCUUAAUAAUCGUAAGGGACACAAUUAUAAAAAUAAACUUAGUACCUCCGUCGAUAAUGCAAAUCGACAUUUUCUAUAUGAUUAUCAAUAUCCCUGCGUGAUAAUGCGAGCAUAGAAAAGACACACAUUUCCCCUUUUUCUUCUUUUUCAAUUUCUUCCUGCUUCUUCUUUUAUACAAAACAAAAAAAUAGAAAAGAAAGAGGGAAAGAGAGAGAGAGACAGAGAGAGAGAGAAAGAGAGAGAGAGAGAGAGAG